AUGACUUCUAAAAUCUCAUGGACUUCUAAAUUUCAUGUUUACCCAGGAAGCACCAUGGCAUGUGCUGCUGUCAUAGUUCCUGGGUUGUUGCGAAGCUCUGUUGGCACCAUCUGCGCUCAGGCUGCUUCGCUGAGAUUGACGUCCGGUGCUUUGCGCCACCUUACUCUCACAAGCAUAAUGAAAUCCAAAAGGAAAACUGAUCACUUGGAGAGAACUGCAAAUGUCAUUCGACGGGAGGUCGUGUCAGCCGCUAAGGUUUGUGGGGCUGCUGCUGAGUCGCCAUCAGUGAAAAGGCUCCACCUGCUUGUUGCUGAUAAAGAUUUUUCUUUUAAAGCUGGCCAGUGGGUUGAUUUCUUUAUCCCAGGAGUCUCUGUGGUUGGUGGGUUCUCAAUAUGCUCCAGCCCCAGACUGCUAAAACAAGAGAGGAUGAUAGAAUUGGCAGUGAAAUAUGCGAACCACCCCCCUGCUGUCUGGAUUCACAAUCAGUGUACCCUUGACUCUGAAGUGGCCGUGAGAGUGGGUGGAGAGUUCUUCUUUGACCCUCAGCCUGCAGAUGCCUCUAGAAACCUGGUGUUGAUUGCAGGAGGAGUCGGAAUUAACCCUCUGCUGUCCAUCCUGCGGCACGCGGCAGACCUCCACAGAGACCGGGCGAACAAAGGAAGCGGCUAUGAGGUCGGAACGAUAAAGCUCUUCUACAGUGCAAAAAAUACCAGUGAACUCCUGUUUAAGCAAAAUAUCCUCGAUUUAGUAAAUGAAUUUCCUGAGAAGAUUGCGUGCAGUUUGCAUGUUACCAAACAGACUACACAAAUCAGUGCAGAACUGCAGCCAUACAUCACGGAAGGAAGAAUAACGGAGAAGGAGAUAAGAGAUCAUAUUUCAAAAGAGACUUUGUUCUAUAUUUGUGGCCCACCUCCAAUGACAGACUUUUUCUCCAAGCAACUGGAAAACAGCCAUGUUCCCAAAGAACACAUUUGCUUUGAGAAGUGGUGGUAG
Molecule: messenger RNA, 993 nt
Organism: Puma concolor (puma)
Lineage: Eukaryota; Metazoa; Chordata; Mammalia; Carnivora; Felidae
Source: RefSeq, a predicted model, not a curated record